This is a messenger RNA of Pomacea canaliculata, 2973 nucleotides long. RefSeq names its product meiosis 1 arrest protein-like. NCBI's taxonomy places the organism in Eukaryota, Metazoa, Mollusca, Gastropoda, Architaenioglossa, Ampullariidae. The record is from RefSeq and is a predicted model, not a curated record. Bases 206 to 1876 code for a protein of 556 amino acids. The transcript is spliced from 13 exons. Gene Ontology annotation, biological process: meiosis I; male meiosis chromosome separation; spermatogenesis.
AUCUCACUUCGCAGCAUUUGUUUAGUUCUAGGACGCCUUUCAGGUGACGACUCACUGAUUUCAUUUCAUAGAAGCUGUUAUACUAAUGCUUAAUAUUUAAAAUAAUAAUUACUUGUUAUUAAAAUUGUAUUAAAGUUGUUGCAAAAGAGCUGACUACAAGGUCGUAAAUCGGAAAUGUUCGGCAGAUUUAUAUACAGUUGCAGACAUGGCUGAUAGUUAUCAACAAAUUCCAACAUGUGGAUGGAAGCUGGGAGGUCACCAGCCGGCUCGAGCACUGUUACUGGAUGUGAUCCAUGCGGUUGAACUAAACGUAUGGGGCCGAGUCAUCGCCGCCCUUGAAAAUUUCUUCGCCAUCGCAUCGAGCAUUGCCAGGCCUGCAAGUAAUCUGGUUUUUACGAUAUACCUGCUUGAUAGCUACCCACAGUUGCUGCUGCCCCUUUCUCCACUAAAAGGCAAUUUGUGUAGACUUCAAGCAGCGCUGGACGCUGUCAAGACUCAUGUCCAACAGGGCUUACCGUCUAGCCCUCUCUCGUCUCAAGGAUGUCUCUUGCGUGGAUUAGCCGAGGCGUGUAGCCAGUUUCGACGCUAUGUAAAUGCUGCAGGACAUGUACAGCUGAGAGAAAACUUGCGGUGCCAUCAGCUGGAGGUCAUUAUAAUCAGCGGUGCCAAUCCUGAAAUUCUGGCCAAAGAACUGGACAACGGAAAGUGCAUUCUGGACACACACAACAUCAGGAGGGUGGCGAUCGCUGUCCUGACCCAGAUGACUGACGACAUGGCGGGGCCUCAGACGUUUUCCACCUGUACGUCUGCUUUUGACCUGAUCCAUCUGCAGACAGACGAUACUUCUCUUCAGAAGUUUGUCUACACCUGGCUGUUAGACCGAUACUCCGACAGCGAGCACCUCCAACUGCACUUGCCUCCUGCGUCUCCAGCGGACAAAGAGUUAAUCAUCAAGUGUGACCUUGCACAGAGAAUUCUCAACCCAGCGCAGCUGCCUUACUACGAAUGCUUUACCAUUCAACCUGAAGUAAACGCUUAUGAGGCCAGGUCUGGGAAUAGUGAUACAUCGCUGGACUUCAUGGUGCCCGCGCUCACUCUGCAAGCUUCCGCACUCCUCCCUGUGGACAAAGUGUGCGACUCCUUGACCUUCGGCUUGCCUCUACUUGUGAAUGCCACCAUGUGCUGGCGGUUGGCCUGGGAGGAGCUGAAGACAAAUGCUGCCAAUUUACGGGGCCUCUGCCAAGAGUUGGUCAGCAAGAAACAAGCGGUCUUGCUGCAACUAAAGCAUCAGUCUGGCGUUGUAGAGUCCUCGUUGCCGCUCUUUCCUCGGGGCUUGUUCAUACUGCUUCCUGCCCUCAACAACACCUUGCUACUAAAGGCCAUCGCAAAUAAGGAACUGUUGCUGCCUUCCACAGUCUCUGACACUUUCCUUGACGCAGCAACUCACGACACUAGCGUUCUGAGGGUGCAGUCAUCGCUAACGCAGGUUCCAUUGGUGGAAGAGUUUAAUCCCCUCAACUACAGUUCCGGUCUGGCAGCUGUGUUGCUGCAUCAAGCUGCAUCAAAGCAGUUCGUCAGAAACAGGUCCUCGGAGAAAUGCAAGACCGCCGCCAAGACUAAAAGAUCUCAUGCAGGGCUACACACUCCUCUAUCGGCGCUCAGCAUCCGGCAGUCUCCAACAGCCGGAGCCUGUCUUUUCACCAACGGCCCGAGGACCGGCGACAACAGAUGUCCAGAAGGUAUCAGACCAUCACACACGCCCAUCAGUCGUGUCCAAAGGCAUCACAGCAAAGGCGAGCACCAGACGAAUUCUUGCUUGAACUGGAAUAGGGAAGACUCACUCGUGCGACCACGUCAUUCUGGUCAGAAGUUUUAGUCGCGAUGAUGAUGAUGAUGAUUAUAAUGAUGAUGAUGACAAUAAUAAUAGCAAUAUGUAUCAUCUGUCUGUGUCUUUCUCUGGGCUGCACUGGUUUGGCACAGGUCCAGAACAGAGAACAAGAGGGAAGCAGAAGAUAUGUCAUGCGGUCACUUUAUUGUACCAACAUCAGAAUUCGCUUUCGUGCAAGUUAGCGCUUGAGCACAAAGACGGUUAGAGCUUGCAUUCCGAAUUCCUGCCACGUGAUCAAAAACAUCAAGACUGCCUGUUGACUGCAUACUGACGUGAGAUAUUAAUCGCAUCAUCAGUAUAUUGAUGUGGAUUGUAACUUUUUUCCAGGAAGUCUUCCGAACAGUACUUUCAAUAGAAAUGUUAUGAUUGCAUUUUCGAGUUAUGCAAGACUGAUCUUGUUUUAUUUUUUUUUUCUACUCAUUAAAAAGUAAUAUUUAUAUUUUAAAUGAAAUAAUAAUACGUGAGUCAUUUGAUUACCUAAUGGUCUUUUUUUUUAUUUUUUGUUGCUCAAUAGCUUUCCCGUCCUUUUGUUUUACGGUAACGAAAGAACAGACAGGUCUCGUGAAGCCUAACCAUAGAAAGAUAUGAAUUUUAGCACAGUGGUGCUGACAGUGCAAUAAACCAUAGCGCUGUCAUCAGUUUGUCGUUUAAGCGUGUUGGUAUCUUGGGCUUUGUUCACUUGUGUUCGUCGGUUUGUUUUGGACUUUUCAUGAAAGGAUACGCAAACAAAUUUAAAAUAUAUCAUCUGGCAUAUGUCAAUGACCCGUUUGCUCAACACCCAAAAUACUCUUGUUACGUAGCGAGGUGUAGGCUUUGUGUGGGUUUUUUGUUUUUUUUUUUCAAAUAUUCAAUAUUUCCGACUUGUAACGAAUUUUUUUUACAGCUUCUUUAAAUUAUGGGGGUAUUUUUGCUUCACAAAAUUAUUGGUAGCGUUUGUGCCACGUUUUCUUCUUUUUAAAGUAUAAUUUAUCUCUUUACUAUUUUUUUCAUUAAAGUAUAAAGUAUCUGUUUACUACUAUUUUCGUUAAAUCGUUUUUAAGGUCUUAAAAUCAACUUCUGCAUGAUUUUUCAAUCCAAAAUAAAUU